Messenger RNA from Exserohilum turcica Et28A, 369 nucleotides. RefSeq lists its product as uncharacterized. The transcript has a single exon. The record is from RefSeq and is a predicted model, not a curated record. Bases 1 to 369 code for a protein of 122 amino acids. Lineage: Eukaryota; Fungi; Ascomycota; Dothideomycetes; Pleosporales; Pleosporaceae.
AUGCCACCAAAAAGACGCGUCCAAGCUAUUGUUGCUACCCCACCGAAGCGGUCUCAGGGCGUGCCCCGCGGUACUCUAAGCCAGCCUAUAUCUAUCGAAAGCCCGCCAUCAUCCUCUCGCUUAUCACCUCGUCAAGCUCUAGUUGAAGCGUCCCAGGUAUCGAGCUUCGAAGCGCGGCUGCGCGAAACGCAGGCUCGAGAAGCUAUCAUCCCACCCGCUAACGGCAGCGAGGAGGCAACGAUAGCUUCUAACGAGCUUGCUAGUAUAGGCUUCGACGAACACCUAGUAGACGCCUUCAAAGGUCUUGACUGGGACCACUUUCCUCAGUAUAUGAAGCCUUUGGCGUCGCAGCGCGGGAAGAAAAGCUAG